This is a messenger RNA of Bubalus bubalis (water buffalo), 354 nucleotides long. Its product is annotated as keratin-associated protein 10-12-like. The record is from RefSeq and is a predicted model, not a curated record. Gene Ontology annotation, cellular component: keratin filament. Bases 1 to 354 code for a protein of 117 amino acids. NCBI's taxonomy places the organism in Eukaryota, Metazoa, Chordata, Mammalia, Artiodactyla, Bovidae. The transcript has 2 exons.
AUGUGUGACACCACCUGCUCUGUGGGCUGCAAGCCGACUUGCUGUGUGCCCAGUUCCUGCCAGCCGGCCUGCCCUGCUCUGUGUUGCCCUGCCCUGGGCUGCCGAAACCCCUGUGGUGCCCCCCAUGUGGCUCUGCUGUGCCGGCCAGCCUGCUGUGUGCCCACUCCCUGCCAGGAUAUUUGCUCUGUGCCCAGCCCCUGCCAGGCAUCCUGCUGCGUGCCUCUGAGCUGCAAGCCUGUACUGUAUGUCCCCGUGUGCUACAAGCGCAUCGUAUAUGGUCAAAGCAGUGGGCUCUCUGACCUCCCACGAAGAGGCCCCGACAUUGUCGUCUUCACACCUCCCAGACCCGACUAG